Aspergillus novofumigatus IBT 16806 is the source of this 1952-nucleotide messenger RNA. RefSeq names its product FAD-binding oxidoreductase. The transcript is spliced from 2 exons. Gene Ontology annotation, molecular function: oxidoreductase activity; FAD binding. The record is from RefSeq and is a predicted model, not a curated record. The coding region runs from base 328 to 1758 and encodes 476 amino acids. Lineage: Eukaryota; Fungi; Ascomycota; Eurotiomycetes; Eurotiales; Aspergillaceae.
CUGAGGACUAGUUCAGCCUACUUGCAUUCAAGCAAUAAUUUCUCUGUCUGAUGAGGUUACUGCUAGGAUAGUACCGUCGUUUCAUGUCAUUCCCGCACUAACACGCUCAUCUUUUUGAUCCUUCGAAUCCUCGAUUUCUGCUAACUGGGUAUUCUCGGUGUAGUUCCUAGUGGGCCCUGGUGGGAAGCUAUGCCCGUUCUUAUUUAGUUUAUGGGAACAUCCUGCUCAGCCCGACUGCAGGUACAAAAGGGGCCCAGUAGCGCGUGGGACCAUGGGGCUUUUUUCUCGCGAUGCCGUGCAGUGCGUCUUUGAUUUCGGCAUUGCAUCAUGGGCAAUACCACCAGCAUCGCCGCUGGGCGUGACUGUCUACUAUCCGCCGUCGGGGGGAAUCAUGCUCAUGUCGCUUUCCAAGAUCAGCUGUUGUACCAGGUUACCGCAGUCGAGCCAUACAACUUGAAUAUACCGGUCACUCCGGCCGCAGUCACAUAUCCUCAAUCAGCGGACGAGAUUGCGGCGGUGGUGAAAUGCGCCUCUGAAUAUGGCUACAAGGUGCAAGCGCGCAGUGGAGGACACAGUUUUGGCAAUUAUGGCCUCGGAGGAGAAGACGGGGCUAUCGUGGUCGAAAUGAAGCACUUCAACCAAUUCUCCAUGGAUGAGUCGACCUAUACCGCGACCAUCGGACCUGGAAUCACACUAGGCGACCUCGACACCGCGCUGUAUAAUGCGGGCCAUCGAGCAAUGGCGCACGGUAUCUGUCCGACCAUCCGGACAGGCGGCCACCUGACAAUGGGGGGAUUGGGUCCGACGGCGCGCCAGUGGGGUCUGGCGCUCGACCACGUUGAGGAAGUCGAGGUGGUGCUAGCAAACUCGAGUAUUGUUCGUGCGUCGAAUACUCAGAACCAGGAUAUUCUCUUCGCGAUCAAAGGUGCUGCUGCCAGCUUUGGGAUAGUCACGGAAUUCAAAGUGCGCACGGAAGCGGCACCCGGGGUGGCCGUCCAAUAUUCGUUUACGUUCAAUCUGGGGACCCCUGCUGAAAAGGCAAAGCUCGUCAAAGAUUGGCAGGCAUUCAUAGCUCAGGAGGACCUCACGUGGAAGUUCUACUCCAACAUGAACAUCUUUGACGGCCAGAUCAUUCUCGAAGGUAUUUACUUUGGCUCGAAAGAAGAGUACGACGCGCUGGGUCUGGAGAAAAGGUUUCCGAGCAGCGAGGCCGGUACUGUGCUAGUUCUGACGGAUUGGUUGGGAAUGGUCGGUCACGGAUUGGAAGAUGUCAUUCUAAGACUGGUCGGAAACACCCCGACCUGGUUUUAUGCCAAGUCCCUAGGAUUUACACCUCGCGCACUGAUUCCCGAUUCCGCAAUUGACGAGUUUCUCAAUUAUAUCCACGAGAACACCCCCGGAACUGUGUCCUGGUUUGUUACCCUCAGCCUGGAGGGUGGAGCUAUCAACAAGGUGCCUGGAGAUGCCACAGCAUAUGGCCACCGCGACGUGCUUUUCUGGGUUCAGAUCUUCAUGAUUAAUCCCCUCGGCCCAGUUUCGCAGACGACAUAUGGUUUCGCAGAUGGUCUGUACGAUGUUCUGGCUAAGGCAGUGCCUAACAGUGCAGGCCACGCAUAUCUUGGAUGUCCCGAUCCCAGAAUGCCCAACGCCCAGCAGGCGUACUGGCGUAGCAACCUUCCAAGAUUGGAAGAGCUGAAGGGUGAAUUGGAUCCGAAAGACAUCUUCCAUAAUCCACAGGGCGUUAUGGUUGUCUCCUGAGAUGGCACAGGUUGCAUUUUUGUAUAGUGUUAUAUGCUUCAUUCACCUGGUGUAUUUAGCGACAGGUAAGUGCCGGGCUGCUACCAUACAGGCAGGCAAAAUACCUGCUAUGAUUUGACCCUAGGUCAGAUCAUGCCUGGCUUCCAUAUCUAUAUAGAUCUUCUGUCCCUCUUCUUGGCCACGUCCUGGGCCCC